Molecule: messenger RNA, 1780 nt
Organism: Symsagittifera roscoffensis
Lineage: Eukaryota; Metazoa; Xenacoelomorpha; Acoela; Convolutidae
Product: xylulose kinase-like
Exons: 8
Coding region: 154-1767 (537 amino acids)
Biological process (GO): xylulose metabolic process; phosphorylation
Cellular component (GO): cytosol
Molecular function (GO): D-xylulokinase activity
Source: RefSeq, a predicted model, not a curated record
AUGAUAUGUAAAUGAAACUUAUCUGAGCUCUCUCGUCAAUCAAAGCUAUGCAAACUUAGCUACAAAUUCCGUCAAACAACUUCUAUUAUCACCUAUCUAUUACCAGUAUUUUAUAUAGUGGUUAGUCUUAAAUAUUACUCUAAGACAAAGAAGAUGACCUCGAAAUUACAGCCAUCGUUUCUUGGCUUCGAUUUCAGCACUCAGCAGAUUAAAUGUAUUUGCACCGAUGAUCAGCUCAGAUAUUUGGCGUCGUAUCAUGUGACCUUUGAUUCAGAUUGUUCCGAGCAUGGCACAGAAGGAGGAGUUAAAGUGAGUGUGGAUGAGAGAUCCGGGAGGAGUAGAGUGAGUUCCCCUGUGAUGAUGUGGCUACAGGCACUGGACUUGCUGUUUAGCCGGAUCCAGGAAAAAGUGGAUUUCUCUCAAGUCCAGGGACUGUCUGGAUGUGGUCAGAUGCACGGAACAGUUUACUGGAAUCGAUCUAGUAACGAGACAUUGAAGCACCUGGAGCCAGAAAAACCACUGGCGCCUCAGCUGGAAAACUGUUUCGUCCUCAAAAACAGUCCCGUUUGGGUAGAUUCAAGCACUACACUUGAGUGUGGUGAAAUGGAGUUAGCUGUGGGAGGAGAGGAUUGUAUGGCCCAAUUGACUGGAUCCAAGGCCUACGAGAGGUUCUGUGGUCCUCAGAUCAAAUACAUGCAUAAAUACUACCCUGAGGUGUACGAAGACACCCAAAGAAUCAGCAUAGUGUCUAGUUUUGCAUGCAGUCUCUUUCUGGGUCAGAUUGGGCCAAUUGAUUACGGAGACGGAUCCGGCACAAAUCUAAUGCACAUAAGGAAUUUUUGCUGGGAUGAGACUCUGUUGGAUGCAUGUGCUCCUGGACUGAGGGGGAAACUGGGUCCCCUAGUAGCUCCAUAUGAAAGAGUUGGAAGCAUAUCGACAUAUUGGAGCAAAAGAUUCGGUUUUCCGCCAAAUUGCGCAGUAGCUGCUUUCACUGGCGACAACUGCGCGUCUGUCGAGGGUCUCAGAGCUCAAAACGGGGACAUUGCGGUCAGUUGCGGGACGAGCGACAACUUAAUCCUCCUAGGAAAGGAUUUAAAACCUAAUAUAUACGGACACCUUUUCGUCUCUUCUAUUGAAUCCGCGCCUUAUUUCAUCAAUUUGUGCUACAAAAACGGAUCUCUAGCUAGAGAAGAACUUUCUAGAAUGUUCUGUGACGCAGAUUGGAACAAGUUUGAAGCGACUUUGAGUUCAACACCUGUUGGAAACGACGGUUACGUUGGCUUGUUUUAUUUCAAACCGGAACACAUACCUCAAAACGGACUCGGCGUGUAUUUGUUUGAUCCGAACAAUCAGAAAAUUGAAAAUUCAAGUCCGGAACGCAAAGUUCGGGCAUUAGUUGAAGGUCAAUUUUUAAUGAAGAGAGUCCAUUUAGAACGCUUGGGAGGGUUUUCAAAUGUGAAUCGGAAGCCAAGAAUUCUGAUAACUGGAGGUGCCUCAAGAAACAAAUCUAUCUGCGAGAUCAUCGCUAAUGUCUACGGCGGAGAUGUUUACUAUUCAGACAGCCAAGAUGCAGCUGCAUUGGGCAAUGCAUAUCGAGCAAAGUUUUGUCUAAAUUCAGAGAACCAAUACGUCUCAAUGUUUGACUCCGAACCGAGCAACCAACUUCGCCUCGUGGCUAAAUGUGACCAAAAGGCAACUGAAAUCUAUAACUCAAUGGUUGUUAGAUUUGCUGAUAUUGAGAAACAAUUAUUUGGAGAAAAAAUUUAACAGAUCUAUUUUA